Messenger RNA from Hevea brasiliensis (rubber tree), 2172 nucleotides. Its product is annotated as sugar transporter ERD6-like 16. The record is from RefSeq and is a predicted model, not a curated record. Lineage: Eukaryota; Viridiplantae; Streptophyta; Magnoliopsida; Malpighiales; Euphorbiaceae. The transcript is spliced from 18 exons. Gene Ontology annotation, molecular function: sugar transmembrane transporter activity. The coding region runs from base 339 to 1796 and encodes 485 amino acids. Gene Ontology annotation, biological process: carbohydrate transport; transmembrane transport. Gene Ontology annotation, cellular component: membrane.
UAAAUGUUAAAAGAAAAGGAAAGGAAAAAAAGAAAUUUAAAGACGGAAAUGAAUUCUGGAAAUAGAAUUGAUGAGGUUUUGGUCUGUAUAAAAAUGGAUGAGCUAUUAUGAUCACCACGUCAUUGACAGCCUUACUCUCACAUGGAUUUUCCAAUCUUUUGCAGUCUUUUUUUUAGUAGUUAUAGCAUCUCCCAAUCAUGGAGUUUGAGAUAAAAUUUUAAUAUCUUCCCAGUUGCAUGCAUAUAUAUACCCCACCCUGAAACCUUGUUUUCUCACACAACCCCCUCUCAAAAAGUUCUUCCUUGCAACUUUCUUUUCUUUCAUUCUUUAGCUGAAACAUGGCAAUUGGCCAGUGCAAAGAUGUUGAACAAGGCGAAAUUAAUAGCCUUGAAGACCUGGAAAGGCCAUUGAUCCAUGAAGAGAAGAUGGUUUCUUAUGAAACUGAUGAUGGGAAUGAUCAGGAGAAUGGAUCCAUUGGAAUGGUUCUGCUUAGCACAUUUGUUGCUGUUUGUGGUUCUUUUGGAUUUGGUUCUUGUGUGGGCUAUUCAGCACCCACUCAAUCCGCAAUCAUGGAAGAUCUUGAUCUCACAACAGCCCAGUACUCCAUGUUUGGCUCUAUACUAACAAUUGGUGCAAUGCUUGGUGCUAUUACAAGUGGCCGGAUUGCAGACUUCAUUGGUCGAAAAGGGGCGAUGAGAAUGUCGGCUGUAUUCUGCAUUACAGGGUGGCUAGCUGUGUUCUUCUCUAAAGGAUAUUUGUCGCUUGACAUGGGAAGAUUUUUCACUGGUUAUGGCAUUGGAGUUUUCUCCUUCGUGGUCCCAAUAUUCAUAGCAGAAAUAGCUCCAAAGAAUCUUCGUGGAGGGCUUACCACAUUGAAUCAGCUCAUGAUCGUUACUGGGUCAUCAAUUGCAUUCUUGUUAGGAAGCGUCAUAACAUGGAGAGCACUAGCUUUGACUGGCCUUAUUCCAUGCAUUUUCCUGCUCGUUGGUCUGUUCUUUGUUCCGGAGUCUCCCAGAUGGCUGGCAAAAGUUGGCCGAGAAGGAGAAUUCCAGGCUGCACUGCAGAAACUCCGUGGCAAAGAUACUGAUGUUACCCGCGAAGCCGAAGAAAUCCAAGUUUAUAUCCAAACUCUUCAAUCCCUUCCUAAAGCCAGCAUUCUUGAUUUAUUUCAAAGACAAUACAUUCGCUGUGUAUUUAUUGGAAUAGCAAUAAUGGUAUUCCAGCAAUUUGGAGGAAUCAAUGGCAUUGGAUUUUAUGUUAGUCAAACCUUCGUAUCUGCUGGACUUUCUUCCGGAACAAUUGGAACCAUAGCUUAUGCUUGUGUUCAGGUUCCAAUAACACUAGUGGGAGCACUGUUAAUGGACAAAUCAGGAAGAAGACCACUGAUAAUGGUUUCUGCAGCUGGGACAUUCCUAGGCUGCUUCCUAGUAGGAAUUUCUUUCUUUCUUAAGGCACACAGUUUGUUGCUCGGAUGGGUACCUAUAAUGGCUGUUUCAGGAGUGCUGAUAUAUAUAUCAGCAUUCUCAAUUGGGAUGGGAGCAGUUCCAUGGGUGAUCAUGUCUGAGAUCUUCCCAAUAAAUAUAAAGGGAGUUGGAGGGAGCUUGGUGGUGCUGGUGAACUGGUUAGGUGCCUGGAUAGUUUCUUACACUUUCAACUUUCUCGUGAGCUGGAGUUCCUCAGGCACAUUCUUUCUGUACUCUGGAGUCUCAUUGACAACUAUUCUAUUUGUGGCCAAGUUUGUGCCAGAAACCAAAGGAAAAACACUAGAAGAAAUUCAAGAAUCUAUCAAUUCAUAGAAAGGAAGAAGGUUGAAAUCUAUUGGAAGUUGACUGGAAAUUUUUUUGAAGACCUUAAAAAUUUUGAUGGCACAGCAGCAAAAGGUCCAAUCUCAAUACAGCAAGAAGUUCCAGUUGGACACCCUGCAUAUUGCAACAAAGUCCAUCAAAAUUUUUUAUGUUAGACAGAAAGAGACCAUGUAGGACCAGGGUCUUCGUGUUGUAACUACCAUAUAAAAGUAUUAGUGCUUGUGGUUUGCAUUCAUGUAGGAGAGAGAAGUAAUGAAAGUAACCUGUAGCCAAUCAAUGAAGAAGAAUUUUCAUGCUUGCUCUUGCUAUAUAUGCAAGCUUAAUUUCAAAUUUCAGCUCGCUAAUAUGACAGACAAGUUUCUUAUCA